Molecule: messenger RNA, 3809 nt
Organism: Mauremys reevesii (Reeves's turtle)
Lineage: Eukaryota; Metazoa; Chordata; Testudines; Geoemydidae
Gene: MAPK12
Product: mitogen-activated protein kinase 12
Exons: 12
Coding region: 323-1408 (361 amino acids)
Biological process (GO): MAPK cascade; protein phosphorylation
Cellular component (GO): cytoplasm; nucleus
Molecular function (GO): ATP binding; MAP kinase activity
Source: RefSeq, a predicted model, not a curated record
CCUUGCCACCAGCCACACAUAGGAGAGUUAUUUAUCUGUCACAAAGCAGGCAGCCCCAGAUGCCGGGGGGAGGGAAGGGGGUUCAUUCACAGUGGCUCCAGCAGGACCUCCUCCUCCUUUGAGAGGGCAUGCUGCGUGGGGGAGGGGGGAGAAAGACACAGCAGGAGCCACAUUCAAUCUCCGCUAAGAGAGGGACCCACACACACACACACACCGGGAGCGCUUCCAAGCCCAGCCCCUCGCAGCAGCCCAGCCGCCGCAGCUCCCCUCUCUGCUCCUCAGGGCUCUUUGUUGGAAGGCGCCGACAGGGGGCUGAGUCACCAUGUCCUCCGCCAAGAAAGGCUUUUACCGGCAGGAAAUCACGAAAACCUUAUGGGAGGUGCGGGAGCGCUACCGGGACCUGCAGCCGGUGGGCUCCGGAGCCUACGGCGCUGUCUGCUCAGCUAUUGAUGGAAGAAAUGGCACCAAAGUGGCUAUCAAGAAACUGUACCGCCCAUUUCAGUCCGAACUCUUUGCCAAACGAGCCUACCGGGAACUGCGCCUCCUGAAACACAUGAAGCAUGAAAAUGUGAUUGGAAUAUUGGAUGUGUUCACACCAGAUGUAACACUGGAGAAAUUUAAUGAUUUCUACCUAGUCAUGCCAUUUAUGGGAACAGACUUGAGUAAGAUAAUGAAGCAUGAGAAACUAACUGAAGAUCGAAUCCAGUUCCUGGUCUAUCAAAUGUUAAAGGGCCUAAAGUAUAUCCAUUCAGCAGGCAUAAUUCACAGGGAUCUAAAGCCUGGAAAUUUAGCAGUAAAUGAAGACUGUGAAUUGAAGAUUCUGGAUUUUGGGCUGGCAAGGCAUACAGACAGUGAAAUGACAGGCUACGUGGUUACUCGAUGGUACAGAGCCCCGGAGGUUAUACUUAAUUGGAUGCAUUAUACUCAAACAGUUGACAUUUGGUCAGUGGGCUGUAUUAUGGCAGAAAUGAUAACAGGGAGGCCACUGUUCAAAGGAAAUGAUCAUCUGGACCAGCUCACAGAAAUAAUGAAGAUAACAGGCACACCAACUCAAGAUUUUGUUCAGAAACUACAGAGUCAAGAUGCAAAAAAUUAUAUCAAAAGCCUCCCAAAAGUGCAGAAAAAAGACUUUGCAGCCAUCUUGAAGUAUGCAAAUCCUUUGGCUGUAAACCUUUUGGAGAAGAUGCUGGUGUUAGAUGCAGAGAAGAGAAUAACGGCAGUAGAAGCUUUAGCACAUCCUUAUUUUGAAUCAAUUCACGAUCCUGAAGAAGAAACUGAGGCAGAGAAAUAUGAUGACACAUUUGACAAUAUGGAUUUGCCACUGGAUGAGUGGAAGCGCAUUACCUAUAAAGAGGUAAUAAACUUCAAGCCAUCUCCCCUGCCUGAGUCAAAGGAAACAGCAGUGUAACCAUAUGAACCAUCUCUUCAAAAAUCAAAAGCAGCAGGAAGGGUGUAAAUGCUUGUGAUAACUCAGUUGUACAAACCUUUUUAUAAAUAAACUGGAUGUAAUCUGUUAUAUGUGUAUUGUAAGGAAUAAUGGUGUUUUUACUCUAACCAGGAAGCUAGUGCCUUUGGAAGUAGCAUUUCAAGACUGUCUGGAAACUUACCUCUAUCCAAAUUUUCUCAUCUUUUUGUGCAAAUUUGUGGUUUCAUUUAAUCAAAGUACUCCUCAAAACACCAGGGUUUUCAUAAAUGUGCUUUAAUAGAGGGUAAUAGAGUAAUAGUUAACACCUUAAGCAAUCUGAGGCUAAAUGGACAAGUGUUUCCCUCCUCCUACAUGAAUGGAGGGGAGUAUGAGCCCCUGGAGCCAAGCCCAGAAGGCAUCAAAGGGAGUGUGCUAGCUUCCCUCUUGGUUCUUUCCUUCCUGCAGAAGCCAGUUUGUGGAUGAUCUGCAGAUUGUGAGGGAAUGAAAAUGUUGCUGGAUAGGCUCAACAAACCUACUCUGAGGGCUGUGCACAAGAGGCAGCAGUGGCAGUCAGGGACACCCAUGGCUGUAAGAGUUUUAGCAGGGGACUGAGCAGAGCCACAAGUGGUCCUGAUUUUAAAUAAUACAGUAUUUUCUUCCUCUUCUGAAUAACUUGCUCUCACUUUAUAUAGUGGAGUAGAGGGUCCUGGUUUCCAGGGGGAAAUUGUGAGGAUUUAUAACAUUCUAUAUAAGCUCUGUAAUUUCUUCAUAGUUUUGAUGUGGUGAUUGAAAAUGUACAUAGUGAUCGGGGGCAGGGGGGAGAUCAGUGUGUGGAUAUGAGUUAGAAAUAAAGCUACAUGCCAAGUGUCACUUCAUGACAAUAGGGAUGGAGAUGAUAAUACUUUUAUUCUUCUUCUGACCUGCAGCUAGAUGUUUUGUUCUUAUUGUACAUAGGCAGUAUUAGGUGUACAGAACUAAUCAUUUUAAAAUCUCAUUAUCUCAUUCUCUUGUGAAAAAUAAUCCCUUGACAGAAGGUACAAUAUUCACAGGAGACAUCUACCUGAUGAGUUACUCUGGGAUAUUGGUUAGAAGCUUCUAUGGGUUCUUCAGCUGUGUUCAUCUCUUGCACUUUCCUAGCUGCUUAGUUCAUAAUAAUCUCAGGGGAGCAGGAAAUGGAAAUUGACAGACCUUUGUACAUGUUUUUUAUGAUUAAAGCUCAUCUCUUUAAAAAUUGAAUACUUGCAUAAGGGUUACUCCCACUACAAUGUGCUGCUUUGCGUCAGUGCCAAGUGGAACAUCUGUGGAAAGAGACAUUUGAUCUUAGCAGCUAAUAACUGGAAAGAAACCCAGAGAUGGCUCAGUUGACUUAUUUUUUUACUCAAACAUUUUAAACUGGAAGGCUUCAUCAACUCGUUUUUUAAUGAUUGUUUAAUAUAAAGCACUAUAAAUACCAGUAUCUAGCAGAGAGGUAUUUGUGAUGAACACUGAGCAGCCAGAAGAGAUACAUGGAGAGAGGAAAUGGUAGCUAAAACCCUGCAAUUUUAUGCAUGCAUAAAUAAGCCUUUAAAAAAAACAAACAGCAUGCAUAAAAAGAGGCAAUAAAUGCAACCCAAAGGAAAGCCUUUUAGCACAUAAGACACUAAGAAAUGCACAUGUUGGGAGUCAUGUUCCAUUUUGCCACUACCAUUUGCUCUCACCUUGAGCUUGGUCUUAUGUUAUUAAAAGUAAAUAAGUGCUUUGUCAUUUACUUCAGUGGGCACAGGAUCAGGUCCUUUAAUAUCUGAGACCGUCUGUAUAUGGAAACUCUGGGUCUGAUCCAGCAAGGUGCUGAGAGCAAAUUACCUUCAACUCUCAUGGAAGGUAAUGGCAGUUAAUGGUGUUCGAUAGAGCUAGUCAGGAAAAACGGGACAAACACUUCAAUGCAUUUUUUUCAAAGUUUGUGUUGCUGUAUAUUUUUUAAAUACAUUUCAAAACUCUAAAUUUCACCAAACUUUUGGAAAUUUUAAAAAUUCCUUCCUGCACUACAGUUGGUCAAAUCUCAGGAUGACUGUUUUGUGAAAAAUGGCAAUUCUAUUUUUCCUGUCUGUUUUUUAAUUUCAUUGAGAUUUGGAAAAUGUUGACCCGUUCUACUGCUCAGCACUUAUUAGGAUCAUGCGACAUCUCCUGCAUUGGCUUGGAGAUGGACUUUUGCCUCUCAACUUACCAUGAUUUCUAAACAUAGAGGUGGACAGGCACAAUGAGACAUAAGCAAAAUAAUUUUAUUUUUUCUAAAACAUCAGUGAAUAUAAGACUGUUUUUUUCCAAGAAAGGGUUAAAAAAAUAAGACAAUGUUGAAAAGAAGACCUUAAUGAAAUAUACAGAAUUCUGAACCCUCAAAGAGCUUAAGCUAAGAACAAUUUCUGAG